Pochonia chlamydosporia 170 is the source of this 837-nucleotide messenger RNA. Its product is annotated as radH flavin-dependent halogenase. NCBI's taxonomy places the organism in Eukaryota, Fungi, Ascomycota, Sordariomycetes, Hypocreales, Clavicipitaceae. Gene Ontology annotation, molecular function: catalytic activity. The transcript is spliced from 3 exons. The coding region runs from base 1 to 837 and encodes 278 amino acids. The record is from RefSeq and is a predicted model, not a curated record.
AUGGCGGCAAAGAAGAAACGAGACCUGGACCGGCUUUCUACAAUGGAAUUUUACAAACACUGCCUCGGCUUGGCACCAAGGACAAAGAAGCUCCUGGAAAAAGCGGAACUAGUUACUGAGAUCAGGUCUGCUUCGGACUGGUCGUACACAGCAUCCACUUAUCACUUACCCACAGCUCGCAUAUGCGGAGAUGCUGGCUGUUUCAUAGAUCCUUUAUUCUCCUCAGGUGUCCAUCUAGCAAUAACUGGCGGUCUAUCCGCAGCGGCUACAAUUGCUGCCUCGAUUAGGGGCGACUGCAGCGAAGAGACUGCAGGCUCUUGGCACUCCAAGAAGACCGUCGAGACUUAUACUCGAUUCUUCUUGGCUGUUAGUAGUGCUACGAAGCAGAUCAGGAACCAGCACGAGCCUAUUAUACAAGACAUGGACGAGGCUGGUUUCCACCGGGCUUUUGACCUAUUCCGACCCAUCAUCCAAGAGAAGAAGGACGCCCUAUUCGAGAAACUCAAACAGCUGGAUGUCGAAUCCAUGGGUGACUCCACGACACCAACCACGUUGGAAGAUGUACAAAUACACUUGACCGCCGAUGUGAAGCAGAUCCUUGAGAUCCUUGGAAGCAGGCGUAUGAUUUGCAAAGACCCAUUGGAGAUAGAUAGCUUUGCGUUGGAUACUAUUGAUGGACUGGCGCCAAGACUUGAACAUGGGAGCCUUGGCCUUCGAAAGGCAGAACAGUCCAAGAUCGACAAGCGACAUUUUCUGUCGCCUUCUUUCCUAGACGGCAAGUACCUCGGGAUUAGGGAUGGAAGUGUUCAUAUUGACCAGACCAAGGUCAUCUCCUAG